UAAAAUGUAAUUGCGUCAUUAAAUUACACUUUUGGCAACGAUCUUGUAAAUAAUAAUUGUUUUCGUAUCCGGAUUUAUAUUAAAGUUACAACAAUGGCAGCUCUAACUCACAAGAUGACUGCGCUAAUUAAAGAUCAGGAAAUUCCCGAUAUUGAAUUGGACAACCUUGAUGAUCUUCUCAACCAACUGACAGCCGAGGAGCUUGAAGAACUAAAUGGAGAUUUCGACCCAGACAAUUCUCUUCUGCCGCCAGGCCAGCGUUGCCGCAACCAGACGGAGAAGGACCCGACGGGGCCGUUCAACAGGAAGAAGCUGCUGAGUUUCCUUGAGAAACAGGCCAAGGAUGACAAGGACUGGGAGCAGAACAAACCCUUCGUCAAGGAGGUCAAAGGUAAGGUGUAUACCCCAAAAAACCCACCCCCGGAUAAGAAGGAGGAAGAGGGAGGAAUAGCGACAGAGUGGGAUGAAAUUCUUAAAGCAGCAUCUGAAGAGGAGCUGGUUGAUCUGGCUGCCGUUCUUGGUUUCCACUCGAUGUUGACUCAGACUCAGUAUUACGCAUCACUGCAGGACGAGAACAUUAACGCUGAAGGAGGAUUCACAAGUGCUGCAAAAUCACAGGAACUGAAGGUAGUCAAGGAUGAACCGGCCAACUCAACUGAUAUCGAAGACAGCAUAAAAAGACUGCGGGACAAUGACGCCAAGCUUCAACACUUGAAUCUCAACAAUAUUAAGAAUUUGUCCAUUGAGCAGCUUGUGGAGGUGUGUGAUGCGAUUAAGAACAACACCAACCUGAAGAUAUUUGAGAUGGUCGGAGUCCAGGCGACAGACAAAGUAGCAAAGAAACUAGCAGAAUCUCUGAAGGAAAACAAGUCUUUAAGAACAGUGAAUAUCGAAUCGAACUACAUCAGCGGUGACGCGAUCGUGGAAAUUCUCAAAGCGAUUAACAUCAAUCAGGUUGUCACGGAACUCAGGGUAACAAACCAGAAACCAAGCAUUCUCGGCCACAAGACAGAGAGUGCGAUACUCAAGUUGAUCCUGGAGAACGAGACGAUGCUCAGGCUGGGGAUGUUCUUCGAGUACCCGGAUCCACGCAUUCGAUGUCUGGAAAAACUCAAGACUAAUUACGACACAUUGCGGAAGAAGCGUGUAGGAGCUGCGUGAUUGAACCUGUGAGCUUUUCUAUGCAAAUCCCGACUCUUAACCAACACAAAGACUGUCACAAGCGGCCUGUGCUUGUAGUGUGUCUCCUUAUGGGGCCCUGUCAUUUAGGGGCCUCUUCAUGAGACCUUCUCUAGUGCCAUCAUCGUUGGCUUCCGCUUCUAGGUGUUUUUUUUUCAUUUAUAUUUUAUUUGAUAUUCAGUCUCUGUUUGAUCCCAGCCUCUUCUUGCAGGUAUACAUGAUGGGGUGGGUCCACGAUUUGUCUUGGCAUACACUACCUGCAAGUAAGAAAAUGUUAACGGCAAAAAAAACAUGCCAUUGAAAAAAAAACCUGAAUAUAGUUCAAGGCAAAAAAAAAUGCCGUGGAGAUUUUAAUUCUCUAUGACAUUGUUGAUUGUCAUGGGCAAUUGCAGGGAUUGGGCUUAUGGUUUGUCAAUUUUUAAUUAAUUAAUUAAUUACAAAUAUGUUGUACCUAUUUCGGAUGUAUUAAGGCUCUUGAAGUGCUUAGGUAUGCCCAGACAUCCCCUCCUGUGAAAAAUGGACUCGUUGGAAAAUUUUAAUCCAUCCCAUUGGCUUUUGAGAUGUUCGGACCAGUCUACUACCAUAAAAGGGGAAACUACAAUUUGUUUAGGUCUGGUUAGGUAUUCAUAAAAAGAGAAGGUGAUCCAAGUAUUCUAUGAUUUUGUUUGUCAGAACAUUGUAAGUUUUAGUUUUGUUACUUUUUAAAAAUUAAUGUAGCAGGUGUACAAGGUAUUUAUUGUUUCAGAAAAACACCAUAACAAUGUCAUUUUAUAAUUAAAUACAUCAAAUUUAAUUACAAGUAUUGCUUUAUAUAUAUUUUGUGGUUUGAGUUUGGUUUUCUGCUAAUAUCCUGGCUAAAGAGUUUCGAAGCUAUCUUAACGCUAUGAUAUCAUGAAACUAUUAUAAGCUAUGACGUCACUACGACACUCUCCCUAGCCUUCGAUGGUUUUAUGAUAUCGUGAUGCUAAGAUAGCUUAGGUGGAGAUAAACAUAAGGUGUUCCAUUUUAAAGCUUUCACUGUAAAUGCAGUUGUGUGCUUUCGGACACAGAUAUGUUGAGCCAUCCCAAAUUGAAUAAUAUACCAUUCUUAUGAAUGAUAUGCUUAUCAUCUGAUCAUUGCCACCAGCUUCUUGCUCAAAAUGUACAGAACAAGAUUCAUUUCAACAUAUUAAAAUAUUUACAGUAUUAAUAUUAUCACUGGGGUUUUUGAGUUUCAGAACUCCAAAAGCUGGUGGUUAUGUGAAUGAAUGAAAUGCAUGUUAAAAAGUGUAAAAUAGGCUGUUAUUUUUCGGAAAUCAGGCAAAUAACGGAUGAAAAUACAGAUUUUUUCAGGAAUAGAAGAUUUAUUGCUACUCAAAAUCUAUUCCUCUCCUUGUUCUGUCCUGGACGGGGGAGUCGGCUUAAGUCGACACCUGUGUCCAUGACAGGCGUGCCCUACAACAGCUUGCUCUGAAUGUGAACGUUAAACCCUCUGACCUCACCUUGUUGUGGUGAAAAUGGUUAAACUGCUGAAUUGUCUUAAUUUGUGGUCCACUGGCAUUAUCGUUUUUGCAGAUAACACUUUGUUCUCGGUCUAUAAUAAUUACCAGUAACCAUUAAAAAGAACUAAUCCUGUAUAGGUGAGUUCGGAUCGAACACUGAUUUAUAUAUUUUUAUUUGCUUUGUAGUAGAACAGAGUUACAUCCCUUGACAUGGCAGUUUUGUUUUCUUUUGCCAUCUUUUAAGUUUUGCCUUUUUUUCAGAACAGGACUUGUUUUUUUAGUUUUUUUACAUGAAUUGUACUUCAUUUUAGCUGUGAUGAGAAAAAAAGUGACAUGACAAGUUCUCAUUAUACGAAGAUUUGAACAUUUUAAGGUUUGAUUUAUACAAGAAAUAAUAGACAUUGUGUUUGUGAAUGGUUAUCUCUCUUUGUGUAGUGGUAUCCGUACAGGAACCAAGAUGGUGUGUACCGUUAACCUCAGUUAAUGAAUGUGUGAAAAUCCAUCUUGUACAGAGAUGGGAUAGUGAAACAUAAAGCAAGAAUAUAGGCAGUGUGUUUGUGAGGAAUUAUCUCCCUUUGUUCAGAUAAUGUGUGAGGACUUGGUGUAAUUUCAGCCAAUUGCUUGUCGCUAACGUUCGCUAGACAGGAGUCUAAUUCACUAAACUCUCGCAACUUUGCGACCUCGCAGUGCAAUGCUAAAAGACUUGCAAAGAGGAUGCUUUGCUGUCUAGCAGAGCCUAAGAGAGCUUUGUGGAUUAGACCCCUGGGCCCCAUUUUACAAAACGAUCUUAGCCCUAAGAUUACCUUAAGUGCAUAGCUACCCUAUGUACUUAAGUUGAUCUUAGGGCUAAGAUCUCUUCGUGGAACAGGGCCCUGGUUUUUAUGCUACACAUUAAACCAAAUGGCCAUGUCAGGAACCAAUCAAAUAGUUUCGUGAACGUUAACGAAACGUUUGCAGGCUGAACUAGGGCUGGUACCUUUUUAAUUUUUAUCAAUGAAAAUAUGAAUAUGAAGUUAUCAAUUGUUCGAGGAUUCAAGUACAUUGUGUUUGUGAAGGUCUUCCCAUUUUUAUUUAUAACGGUUGAGAUGUUUAUACCCUUAAUUGAAAUCUCCUUUGUUUUGUGUUAGUCGUACAAGAAAUGAGAGAUGCAGUGUAUGUAUAAUUUUAAUUAAUCUAGAUAUGACACAUUUCCCAAAAAUGUGAAUACCAGAAGCUCUGGGUCCAAUUUCACAAAACAUUGUAAGCCUAGUUUUGCACAUAAACAAAAAUCUACAACUAAACCGCAAUUCUUAUUGCUGUUAUAGUACAACUAAUAUAGUUAGAAAUACACAUAUUUCAUUUUAUUUUGUCCUUAAAAUGCUCCAUCUUCAGUAAUGAUGUAAUUUUCUGCAUAAAAUCGAUGCCAGAAACAUAUCACUGUAUGACCGGUAUAACUGUUAGUCGCAUACGUAAACUUACAAUGUUUUGUGAAAUAGGCCCCUGGGCAUUGUUUUUCUGAAGAUUUAUCUCCCCUUUUUUAUUGUUAUGAAAUGGUUUGUACCCUUAAGUUUAAAUACAUGAAGACUUGCUUGCUAUGUUUGUGCUGUAUAAAAGAUUUUAAUUAGGAAAUCUCGGAAUAUUGUACAGAUAGAUCCAUACAAUUUUUUGCAAUUAUUUGUACCUUUAAUUUUAUUUAAUUUUCAAAACAGUUAUUCAGAGAUAAUGUAAGAUGUACAAGAAGGCAUGCACAUUGUAUUUGUGAAGUUGUCUCCCCUUGUUUGUUAAUUUUACUUAAGAUAUCUUUCAUAUGCUUUUCACCCUUUGUUUCGUGUUGAUGAAAAGUCUCCAGAAGUAUCUUAUUGUAGUUUUUGAAGCUAUACAGGUUGUAGCAUACAGGAAGUUAUAGACGUUGUGUUUGUGAAGAUUUGUUUCACCUCUUUCAUAUUUUUAAAAACGAAACAAGCGUCUGAGAAGUAACCUUUAUCAAGUCACGUUUUAGUCUAUUUUAAGGGUAUUUCAGCGUCACACUCUUGUUUCACUCUGUUGUAUCCAAAUUUGUUACAGAUUUGUAAAUGUGUCCAUUUUACGGGUUGAAACUAGAGUCUAGGUAAAAAAAAAAAAUAUUCCUUAGUACUUAAAAACUAGGGUUUGUCCCUUUAACAAAUGCAAAGCCUGUGGUCGCAGGUGUAAAAUAAUAGGUUUAGAUUGCUUACAUAUUCAGCAGUGCAUACCUGUGAUGUCAGAUUACCUGUAAUGCGCUUACAACACCAUAAACACUUUCAAAUGUGUGUAUCCAGUCACUGAAUAUGAUGAAAGUCAGCUACAAAUGUACAGAUUUUUAUGGAAGAUAUACAUACCGGUAAGCAGUUAAAAUGGGAUCCUGUAUUUUGUUGUUUUUAUUUUACCGGUUGUCAAGGGGGGCUCCUACUUUCGGCCACCAUUUGGGGGGUUAAGAUUUUCCACACCCAUCUCUACUCAUGCACUGUAAUUGGUGCACGUCUGUUGGUAUGUGAUGAUUUUGUACGCUGCUAGUAUGUGUGUGUGUGUCCACAAUUUAAAAAAUAAAAUAAAAUAAGAGCGCAUUAAAAUGACAAUGGCAUUUUAACAAGUGAGCAGAAUGUUACAUUUUUUGUUUUGUACAUAUGGGGCCGAAUUUACGUAGCCUGUUUUUUUCUUAAACGCAGGUGUUUGAGCAUUGUAAAUCACAGGCGUAGGAAGCGGGGGUUUGGGGGGGGGGGGGGUGCGAUUUUUUUCCAGAUAUUUUGCUUUAUAUUUGCUUUAUAAUAGUGUAAAAGUGUGUACCUUCCUACACCACUGUUAACAUGUAUGUAGUUACUUACACAUGUUAAGUCCAAAACAAGCUUUAUAAAUUCAGCCCCACUAUCUUUGCAUCGUAUAAUUAUGUGAAUAUAUGUGCCUAUAUUGCUAUUUUUUCCACUUCUCCAUGUUGCAAAUAUAAUAUGAUGUGAACUUUUGUAAUAUUGUUUAUGUAAUCAUUUGUUUUUUUUUUUGUUUUUUUUUUUUUAGUUUGCAUAGGUAGUGUUUGUUGUGUCCAUUUUGAAUUUGUUUGUAUGCUAGUAUUUACUAUAGAAUGUUAUUCGAAUCUAGGAUGUUACUUCCAAUAGCAUGUUUUGAUACCUUUUAUUAUAUGUAGGUGUAUUAAUUUGUAUUCCUUUUGUUUUGUCUUUAUUACAAUUCAAAUCUUUAUUUAUUUCUUAUAAUUAUUAUUAAAGGGACAUAACCCAGUUAAAAUAAGCCUUUCACUGACUUCUCUGAGUUGGUCGGGUUUUUUUAAUAAAUGUUAUUAUUAAGCAAGAAUCAAUUUUUAUUUAAUGGAAUGAAUAAAUAUUUAACGACACCCCAGCACGAAAAAUACAUCGGCUAUAGGGUGUCAAACUUUUAUUUAAUGGAAGCAGGAUGCAUUAUUGGUGAAAACUAAAUCUUAAAAAUAGAUGAAAAUGUUUAUAGACUCAAGGCCUGAGCCGAGGUCAGCCAGACAGCAGAAAAAAAACAUCCAAUAGACUGGUUUAUUUGCUUCACGGUAAACUAAAUGGUCAUGUUGAGAACCAAUCAAAUAGUUUGAAAACGUUAGCUGGCUGAACAUGGGACUGGAAUGGCUUUGGAUUUUGUGUGCUUUGGAGUCUCUGAAUUGUGUAUUGGUUGAAGGUAUUGUCAGCAUAAUUCAUAAUAUAAAGACAAGCAAAAGGGCAAGUGAACUUUGAUUGCAGAUGUGAAAUAAAAGGCUUUUGAGUUUUUAAUUAUGUGGAAGGAAAGUAUCCAUCCCUCCUUUUGAAAUGUCCAGGCAUACGGCAUAUGUAGUUCCCAGAUAAUAACGAGGACCUGUGUGAGAAACUGUCAGUUCGAUCUUGGCGUCAUAGCAUGUCAUGGAUUAUUUUUAUUUGUCUUUAUUUUUAAAUUCUCAUUGUUGAAUAAUUAAUUUUCUCUUCUUUUUUUUUUUCUUAAAAAUUUCAGAACAUGUUAAAUGUGACUGUGGUUUACCUAAUGCUGUGGUUUGUCCCAUCUGUUUUUUAAGUCUCUUAUCCUGUAUGAUUUUUAAAUGUUUUUGUUUUUGUUUUUCGUUUUUUGUCCAUGUGAAAUACGGCACAAUGAAUAAGCCACCCAUCAGUAGUAACAAUAAACUGAUAAUGAAAAA
Messenger RNA from Gigantopelta aegis, 6792 nucleotides. Its product is annotated as tropomodulin-1-like. Gene Ontology annotation, cellular component: myofibril. NCBI's taxonomy places the organism in Eukaryota, Metazoa, Mollusca, Gastropoda, Neomphalida, Peltospiridae. The transcript is spliced from 10 exons. Gene Ontology annotation, biological process: myofibril assembly; pointed-end actin filament capping. The record is from RefSeq and is a predicted model, not a curated record. Gene Ontology annotation, molecular function: tropomyosin binding. The coding region runs from base 94 to 1161 and encodes 355 amino acids.